Molecule: messenger RNA, 1992 nt
Organism: Penicillium nucicola
Lineage: Eukaryota; Fungi; Ascomycota; Eurotiomycetes; Eurotiales; Aspergillaceae
Product: transient receptor potential ion channel family protein
Exons: 2
Coding region: 1-1992 (663 amino acids)
Biological process (GO): fungal-type cell wall biogenesis; transmembrane transport
Source: RefSeq, a predicted model, not a curated record
AUGCAAUUAUCGACCUUCCGCCCGGGAGGAUGGAUUCUCUUUACUAUCUUCAGUCUGGUUCAUGCCGAGCAGCUCAUCGAAGCCAACGGCCUGACGGCAUGUCACGGAGCCGAUAAUUCCGACAUCACAAUCAACCACAUGAGUGCGACCCUCACGCCAGGAAACAACUCUGUGAGCUUGGUCUUCGAUGGAUAUUCUGGAGUCGCUGGAGAUGUGGUCUUGGACGUGGAUCUCUUGGUGUACGGAUACAAAGCGCUCUCGCAGAGAAUUGACCCAUGCAGCCUCGACCUAAGUGUCUUUUGUCCGAUGAAAGCAAUCGAGUUACAAAUUCCGAAAUUCACCUACACCUUCGACAAUGGGGUGCUUGAUCAAAUUCCAGGUAUCGCCUACAGCGUCCCCGACAUCGAUGCAGUGGUCCGCAUCAACCUGAACCGAAAGUCGGGAGGGAGUGUCGCUUGUCUGGAAACUCGGGUGCACAAUGGAAAAACCGUUUUCCAAGCUGGUGUGUCAUGGACACUCGCCAUCAUGACUGGACUAGGCCUCGUCGCUUCCGCCGUAUUUUCUCUUCUCGGACACUCCAACACAGCAACCCAUCUUGCGUUCCGAUCGCUCGCUUUCCUCGGUUUCAUUCAGUCGACCGCAAUGGGAGGGUUACUCGCAGUCGAAAUUCCACCGAUGGCGCAAUCCUGGAUUCAGGAUACUCUGUGGAGCAUGGGCUUUGUCUCAGAAAGCUCACUGGAGACCAUCUCGACCUGGUUCCAGCGCGCGACGGGGGGUACACCUUCGUCCGUGCUUUCCGAGCAAGGCACUGUCUCGGUCGUUUUGCAGAAACGUGCAACCUCCCAGUCGCAAACCGUGCAAUCCGGUGCCCAAAUCGUCUUGCGCGGCAUCAAACGGGCUGGAGCACGAGCAAAUAUCACCUUGAGCAACAUCUUCAUGACCGGAUAUCUGUUUUACUACUUUGUAACCGCCCUCGUUCUCGCUUGUGUCGGAGUCGCUCUGGUCAUUCGUUUCGUGCUGUCCAAGAGAACGACCUCAAUCACGAAAAUAGACAAGGCUACCGGUGCCACCGAAGACUGGAAGACAGUCAUGCGAAACACCUUCUUCCGACUUGCAUGCAUUGGAUAUCCUCAGAUGUGCGUGCUCUGUCUCUGGGAACUAGUUGAAAAGGACUCCGCUGCGGAAAUCGUUCUAGCUAUUACCAUGUGGCUGGUGACGACCGCCGUUCUGGCCUUCGCUGCAUUCAAGAUCUUCCAACGCGCAAUUCGGUCCAAGCAGCAGCACAACACACCGGCCUACACUCUGUAUUCCGAUCCAGCCACGCUGAACAAGUGGGGAUUCCUCUACAUCUACUACCGUGCGCCGGUGUAUUGGUUCCUCGUCCCCACACUGGUCUACAUCAUCAUCAAGGGAAUGCUUGUCGCCUUCGGUCAGUCGAACGGACUUGCCCAAUCCAUCGUUCUCCUCAUCCUGGAACUCGCAAUGAUGCUCGCAAUCGGUAUCAUCAAGCCAUUCAUGACCAAGGGAGCAAACGUCUUCGCAAUCAUCGGCGCGGUGCUCAACUCCCUCAACGCAAUCUUCUUCCUGGUUUUCUCAAACGUCUUCAGCCAGCCCCCGCUGAUGACAGGUAUCCUCGGCGUGCUAUACUUCAUCUUCAACGCGGCCUUCACUCUGGCCCUUCUCAUUUACCUCUUGGUCGGCAUUGUCUUCGCUGUUAUCUCCAAGUCUCCCGAUUCCAAAUACCGGGCUCUGGCUGAUGACCGUGACUCCUUCCGCUGGUCUCGUACCGGAGGAACGACCGAGCUGGAUCAACUUGAGAAGGUCGCAAGAGGCGAUGAUACGGAGGCUCAUCCGAACUUCCCUGCUGCUCACACUGCUCCACCCAGUGAUGAGGAUGUCUCAAUGGCCGCACGGAGACCCUACAAUGAUGUUGUGGAUCCUUCGCUGCCACUCUUCCCCAGUGCUCAGAAUGGUGGUCGGCGCAGUUCUUAG